Molecule: messenger RNA, 3811 nt
Organism: Magallana angulata
Lineage: Eukaryota; Metazoa; Mollusca; Bivalvia; Ostreida; Ostreidae
Product: glycerol-3-phosphate dehydrogenase, mitochondrial-like
Exons: 18
Coding region: 173-2404 (743 amino acids)
Biological process (GO): glycerol-3-phosphate metabolic process
Cellular component (GO): mitochondrion; glycerol-3-phosphate dehydrogenase (FAD) complex
Molecular function (GO): glycerol-3-phosphate dehydrogenase (quinone) activity; calcium ion binding
Source: RefSeq, a predicted model, not a curated record
GGUCAAAAAGACUUAGUUAGCAGAAGUGAUUUUUGUUUGCGAUGCGGGAAGUCUGAAAAAAGAAAGAAAGAAAGGGGUUAAGUUAAUUGAAUCCAUUUAGAUCACAUAUUCAUUGGUGUACACAUUUCAAAAGUAAGCACCCGCAAGGUCUCUGUAACCUUGAAGAAAGGAAAUGCACCGAGUAGGACAGACCGUAAGGAGAUUAGCCAAGUAUGGCAUUGUCCUGGGAGGGGGGACAUGUAUUUUAGCUUGGGCUACAAUGCCAGGCUCUUCGGUGCCAAACGUAUCAGCAAUGGAAGAUCAGUUGAAAUAUGCCUGGUCUCCCCUACCAACUCGACAAAACAUGAUUGACUCGCUGAAAAAGGACGAGUUUGAUGUUCUAGUGAUUGGGGGAGGAGCCACAGGUUGUGGGGUCGCUUUGGAUGCAGUAAGCAGAGGAUUAAAGACAGGUUUGGUAGAGAAAUUUGACUUCUCCUCAGGAACAAGCAGUAGAAGUACUAAGUUAAUUCAUGGAGGAGUGCGAUAUUUACAAAAAGCUGUCUUUAAUUUGGAUAUUGAGCAGUACCGCAUGGUAAAAGAAGCACUUGCAGAGAGAGCAAACUUAAUCCAGAUUGCGCCACAUUUAGCUUAUCCAUUUCCUAUUAUGUUGCCCAUUUACAAACUCUGGCAGGUUCCUUACUUCUGGGCUGGAAUUAAAACCUAUGAUGUAAUAGCAGGAAAACAACUCCUCAAACCAAGCUAUUAUUUAUCUAAACGGAAAGCAUUGGAGCUCUUCCCCAUGUUAAAGAAGGAGAAACUGGUUGGAGCACUAGUCUACUAUGAUGGACAACAUGAUGAUGCUAGGAUGAACAUUUCCAUGGCUAUCAGUGCUGCCCGUAUGGGAGGUACCAUGACAAACUAUACAGAGGUAGUCAAACUGUACAAAGAUAAAGAUGCGACAGGGAAGGAGGUGGUCUGUGGAGCUAGGGUGAAAGACAGACAAACGGGACAAGAGUUUGAUGUGAAGGCCAAGUGCAUAAUCAAUGCAACAGGACCAUACACAGACAACAUAAGACUGAUGGAUAAUGACCAAGAGAGGAAGAUCUGUCAACCAAGUCAGGGGGUGCACAUAGUUCUGCCUGAUUAUUACAGCCCAGACAAGAUGGGAUUGUUGGACCCUUCUACCAGUGAUGGUCGAAUCAUUUUCUUCUUGCCUUGGCAGAAGCAUACACUAGCAGGGACAACUGACUCUCCCUGUGAUCUGACGGACUCCCCCGCCCCCACAGAGAAGGAAAUCCAGUUCAUCCUUAAUGAAGUCAAGAAUUAUCUUCAUCCAGAUGUGGAGGUUCGGCGGGGAGAUGUGCGUUCGGCCUGGUGUGGUAUCCGCCCCCUUGUAUCAGACCCCAACAAAAAGGACACCCAGUCCGUGGCCAGGAACCACAUCAUUGAAGUGGCAGAGGACCAUCUUAUCACGAUAGCAGGAGGGAAGUGGACGACCUACCGUCACAUGGCCGAGGAGACCCUUGAUAAAGCUGUGCAGGUGUGCGGCCUGAAACCCUCGAAGCCCUGUCAGACCAAGGGCUUACUACUGGACGGGGCUCAUGGAUGGACCCCCACCCUCUUCAUCAGACUGGUGCAGGACUUUGGGUUGGAAAAUGAGGUAGCCCAACAUUUGGCCAGCACGUAUGGAGACAAGGCCUUUAAGAUUGCCAAGAUGUCCUCACUGACCGGACAGAGGUGGCCUGUUUUAGGGAAGCGACUCCACCAAGAGUUCCCUUAUUUAGAAGCGGAGGUGAGGUAUGCCAUUCGGGAGUAUGCCUGUACCGCCAUAGACAUCAUUGCACGCAGGACCCGCCUAGCUUUCUGUAACGCUAACGCAGCAGAGGAGGCAUUACCCAGGAUUGUACAAAUCAUGGCAGAGGAACUCAAGUGGAACAAAUCCCGGCAACAGGAGGAGUUGAGUAGAGCCCGGACCUUCCUGAGGAGGGAGAUGGGACUAGAUCUGGGCAGCGGAGCAUCCAACGUCCCCAUCAACUUCACCAAGGACGAGAUCAACAUGUACGUCAAGCGGUUCAAGAAUUUGGACGGAGACAACAAGGGAUACAUCACCGUCAACGACCUUCGCCGGUACUUCAAGCAAACUGGGGAGAAGGUUACUGAGGAUCAGUUACACGACAUUCUGAGUGAAGUGGAUCUUAAUCGCAACGCCCAGGUGGACAUCGGGGAGUUCCUACAGUUAGUUUACUGUGCUCAGAUAGCUGCCCAGAUAAAUAAUCUAGAUGAAUAUGAUCAAGAUCUCCACAGAAAACACCAGCUGUUAAUGAGUGCACUCAAGAGUGGAGCAGUGGCAAACUCGAGAUUCGCGAUGGCUGCCGAGUUGUCAUCAGAGAAGAUUCCAGUGGACAGAAGUGGAGGAGGAGUGUAAUAUGAUGGAAAAACUAGAAAUUUAAUAAAUUUAUAUGAAUUUUUUGUACUAUGUACUGGACAGUACCUAUGAUAUUGUCUUUUCUCGGAACAAUAUUUGUCAUUUAAUGCUGUUUGUCACUGAUUACCAUCUAAUGGUAAAGAAAUCCAAAGCUGAAGGAAAAAAAAACCCAAAUAAUUGAUCUACAGACUGCUUGAAAUGAAUAGGAAGCAAAAGAAUCUCUUUCAAUUUUGCAUUAUUAUGAAGAUUCAACAUCUUUUUAUUCCUUUUUUGCACUGCUUUUUGUUUCUUUUUAUUUUGCAACUAUUUCAAUACACCACAAAAAAUGGAGAUUGAUAAUAACAACUUUCAGAUACAGAUUUUUGAUUUAUUUAUUGACAGAGGUUUUAGAUUAUAGAUUGAAUUUGGGCAUCUGAUAAUUAUGACUGUUCAUGUAAUAUACCUUUGUGUACACUUACCGGUACAUGAAUAUUUGUCAAAGUUUGUUUUAUACACUGAAGUGUAGUGUAAUACAUGUAAUGUUAUAAGCUUGCAUUGAAGUGUAAUACAUUUACUGUUAAAAGUCUGUGUCUAUAAUACACUGAGGUGUAAUUACAUGCACAUGUUUUGUCAUAUCAGUACAACUGUAUUAGAAAAAAUGCUAAAGGAAUCUAUAAUAAAAUACUACUAGUGACUGUUAAAUUGACAAUGAGACAGGGUUUUAAAAUAGUGUUCAGUUCUGUUAAACAGUACUUUACGAUGGAUGGUAAGUGUAUUAACACUAGAUAUCCCGAUUUGUUAUGUAUUUUUUGUUCAAUCAUUUUAAUGAUUGAAGUUUGUCUCUUUAUUCCUCAGCAGUACUUGUUCAUCUGUGAUAAUAGCAUACAAAAACCAGCAAAGAUUUCACUGCUUUGCUACCUAUCAAUUUGGUACUUUUAAAACAAAGGCUGGUUAAAUGUAUUAUAUGCAGUAUAUAGAAACAACUCUUGAUACAUGUAUUUGCUAGAUAAUGCUAAAGCUGGUUAACUGUAUAAUUUGCAGUAUAUAGAAAACUUGAUACAUGUAUUUGCUAUAGAUAUUGAUUUUCCCUCAACAACAUGGCAAAUUACAUUACCAAUAAAGGGCUCAUGUCAGUGUUUGCAGUUAAGCCCACCCCCUUCCCCUUCAAAGACAUACUCUCAAUAAUUUACUCAGUACAUAUCUAACUCUUCUGCCUCUCUAAAACGCUUUAAUGAAUAGAUGUGAAUAUUUACUUGUGCAUUAUUUGGCUCAACAUUUGAUGUUGUGUGUAUAGCAGUCCGAUUUUUAUAUUCAGUGGAUCUUUAUAAGUCUCAAUCUACAUGUAUUUAUUAAAACCAUUCAGUUUUUAUAACUUUACUGUAUGAAUAGUGUAAAUCUUUGAAUGUUACAUAAAAUGACUUAAAGAAA